AUGGCAAAAAGGGUCGCAAUUUACUGCCUCACUUACUGGUGUCGCUAUUACUCGGUGCGUUCUGACCAUAAUGUCGACUUUGGAUAUGUUGCGGAUCGGCAGGUGGCAGCGGUUGGCCAAAUGUUGACUCUGAAUGAAGUCAUUACCGAUCGUCAUCAGGGAGGAAGCAUACUUUUGAUUGAAGUCAUUGCCUAUGUGGAGGAGUGGACUCACCGAGCGCUUGCGUCUGCAUGCCAAGAUUGUUCUCGUUAA
Messenger RNA from Haemonchus placei, 252 nucleotides. The record is from the annotation of a GenBank genome assembly. Lineage: Eukaryota; Metazoa; Nematoda; Chromadorea; Rhabditida; Trichostrongylidae.